GGGGGGAGGGGGUAUAAAUUUCGGGCAAGUGUGGCGCUCUCAUUCGAUGGUGGCCUCGCCUCUCACAGCCAUACGGAGAGAUCACACACGGGAAAGAAAGGGAGUCCAGUCCAGCAUCAAGCUAAGCAAGCGAGCUAGAGCUUAGCGCCAGUUCUCCAGUACUCCCGAUCGGCCUCUCCUUUUCCGCUCCCCGCUGCUGAAUCUCGUCUCCGGCUGCUCGUGGCGGCGGCGGCAAUGGAGGAGCAGCUGAGCCCGGUGGCGGUGACGCACCUGCUGCAGCACACGCUCCGGAGCCUCUGCACCAGCGACGCCUCGCAGUGGGUCUACGCCGUCUUCUGGCGCAUCCUCCCCCGGAACUACCCUCCACCCAAAUGGGAUCUCCCAGGUGUGGCGUAUGACAGGACCAGAGGAAACAGGAGGAACUGGAUCCUGGCGUGGGAGGACGGCUUCUGCAACUUCGCGGCCACCACCUCUGCAGCCGCCUGCGGCCAAGAGGGCGCAGGCGGCGCCGCAGCUGCAUACGCGGACUGCGAGGCUGCCGCCGCAGCUGCGCAGGAGGCCAAGCAGGGCCUGGGCCUGGGCCUGCAGCCUGAGCUCUUCUUCAAGAUGUCCCACGACAUCUACAACUACGGCGAAGGGUUGAUAGGGAAAGUGGCGGCGGACCACAGCCACAAGUGGAUCUUCAAGGAGCCCCCCGAGCAGGAGAUCAGCCUCAUCUCCUCCUGGAGCAACCCCGCCGACUCCCAACCGAGGACAUGGGAGGCGCAGUUCCAGUCUGGAAUCCAGACCAUCGCGCUGAUCGCCGUCAGAGAGGGCGUCGUGCAGCUCGGCUCCAUGAAAAAGGUGGCGGAGGACCUGAGCUACGUGGUGACGCUGCGCCGCAAGUUCGGGUACCUGGAGAGCAUCCCGGGGGUGCUGCUGCCGCACCCCUCGUCGGCCGGCGUGUUCCCGGUGGCGGACGUGGCCGCCGCGGGCUGGCCGGGCAUGAUGCCGCCGCCGGACAUGUACGUCGACCCCUACGUGCCCGGGCCGGCGCCCAUGCACAUCAUGCCGUCCAUGAGCAGCCUCGAGGCGCUGCUCUCCAAGCUGCCGUCGGUGGUGCCGGCGCCCCCGCAGCCGCCGGGGUCCAUGCCGGGCGUGGCGCCGCCCUCGGACGCCGCGGCCAAGGAGGAGGCGGAGGAGGACUACAACGCCCACUGCCACGCCAUGGACAUGUCGUCCGUGCCGAGCAACGGCGGCGAGAGCACGAGCACGAGCGCCGCCGCCAACGCCGCCACUCCCAUGUCGUCCUACUUCCUCGACGUGGGCGGCAAGCCCAGCGAGGCCGGGUUCUAGGCCGGACAUCCACGGCCGCCGCCGCCGCCGUCGUCGUCGUCGUUCUCGUGUUGAUGGCUUCUAGCUAGUGUAAAAUCAAUUAAUCGAUCAUAUUAUUACCA
Messenger RNA from Triticum urartu, 1436 nucleotides. RefSeq names its product protein RICE SALT SENSITIVE 3. Lineage: Eukaryota; Viridiplantae; Streptophyta; Magnoliopsida; Poales; Poaceae. The record is from RefSeq and is a predicted model, not a curated record.